GCGGCCGCGUUGCCUGCUGGGAAAUGUAGUUCAGCGGUGGCCGAGCCCUUCAGGCCUGGCCGCUACAAUAAGGCGGGCGAACUCGCAGGGCUUGAAUACCCAUGGCCUAACCGUCCACUCGGAAGACCGGCCCCGCUCGGGAGGCUCUGGAGUCGCGCCUGGGGUCAGGGCAGGGGUCGAAUGCGGCUCGCCUUCUAGGCCUCCCUGGGUGAGAAUGUGGUAGACUGGCAGGAAGGCGGCGGAGGCGGACGAGACCAAUGCCAGCCUGGAGGAGGAAGUGGGAAGGGUGAAUCCAAGUGGAGACUGUAGGGGUGGGAGUGGGGCGUGGCGCCCGCUUACCCUGAGGCCGGGUUGGAAAGAGACUAUUUUAACAAGUGUCACGCCAUGCUUUUGCCAACUUUCCAGUUAAAGGUUGACAUUCCUGCAUAAGCAGUUCUCUGUGAAAAUGUCCUUGCCUCUUACAGAGGAGCAGAGGAAAAAGAUUGAAGAGAAUCGACAAAAGGCUCUGGCCCGCAGAGCUGAGAAGUUAUUGGCAGAACAGCGUCAGAGGACUAGCUCGGGCACCUCCAUUGCUGGCAACCCAUUCCAGUCCAAGCAAGGCCCAUCCCAAAAUUUCCCAAGGGAGUCUUGUAAGCCAGUGAGCCAUGGUGUCAUUUUCAAGCACCAGAAUCUCAGUAGCUCAUCUAAUGCUGACCAAAGACCUCAUGAUUCCCACAGUUUUCAGGCAAAGGGAAUAUGGAAAAAGCCAGAAGAAAUGCCCACAGCCUGCCCAGGCCACAGUCCAUGUAGUCAAAUGGCUGUCACUGGAAUCUCUCCUCCCUUGGCACAAAGUCCUCCAGAGGUCCCUAAACAACAGCUCUUGAGUUAUGAGUUAGGUCAAGGUCAUGCUCAGGCUUCACCUGAGAUCAGGUUCACACCCUUUGCUAACCCAAGUCAUGAGCCUCUGGCCAAAGCAAAGAGUUCCCAAGAGACACCAACUCAUUCCUCUGGACAGCCUCGCAGGGAUGCUAAAUUAGAGGCCAAGACAGCAAAAGCCUCCACCUCAGGGCAGAACAUUUCUUACGUCCAUUCUAGCUCAGAGAAUGUAAUGCCCAGGACAGAAGGAAGACUCCAACAGAAGUCAGGGUCCUCAGUCCAAAAAGGAGUGAACUCUCAGAAGGGAAAGUGCAUAAGGAACGGCGAUCGUUUCCAGGUGUUGAUUGGGUACAAUGCGGAACUCAUUGCAGUGUUUAAGAGCCUGCCCAGCAAGAGUUAUGAUCCUGGCACCAAGACUUGGAACUUCAGCAUGAAUGACUAUAGUGCCCUGAUGAAAGCAGCCCAGUGCCUCCCAACGGUCAACCUGCAGCCUCUGGAAUGGGCCUAUGGCAGCAGCGAGUCACCCUCCACCAGCAGUGAGGGACAGGCCGGACUUCCAUUAGCUCCAUCCCUUUCGUUUGUCAAAGGGCGAUGCAUGCUCAUCUCCAGGGCCUACUUCGAGGCAGACAUCAGUUAUUCACAGGACCUGAUUGUGCUUUUUAAACAGAUGGAUUCCAGAAGAUAUGAUGUCAAGACCAGGAAGUGGAGCUUUCUCUUGGAAGAGCACAGUAAACUAAUUGCAAAGGUGCGCUGCCUCCCACAAGUUCAGCUGGACCCUCUGCCCACGACCCUCACCCUGGCGUUUGCUUCUCAGCUCAAGAAGACAUCUCUCAGUCUCACGCCAGAUGUCCCAGAGGCAGACCUUUCUGAAGUGGACCCCAAGCUCGUGUCUAAUCUCAUGCCCUUUCAGAGAGCUGGAGUCAAUUUUGCCAUAGCCAAAGGAGGCCGCCUGCUGCUCGCUGACGACAUGGGCCUGGGGAAGACCAUCCAAGCCAUCUGCAUCGCAGCCUUUUACCGGAAGGAGUGGCCGCUCCUGGUGGUGGUGCCAUCCUCUGUGCGCUUCACCUGGGAGCAGGCCUUCCUUCGGUGGCUGCCAUCUCUGAGCCCAGAUUGCAUCAACGUCGUGGUGACUGGGAAGGACCGCCUGACAGCUGGCCUGAUCAACAUUGUCAGCUUUGACCUUCUUAGCAAGUUGGAAAAACAGCUAAAAACCCCUUUUAAAGUUGUCAUCAUUGAUGAAUCUCACUUCCUCAAAAACAGUAGGACUGCCCGCUGUCGAGCAGCUAUGCCAGUUCUAAAGGUUGCCAAGAGGGUGAUCCUGUUGUCGGGCACACCAGCCAUGUCCCGGCCCGCAGAGCUCUACACGCAGAUCAUCGCAGUCAAGCCAACUUUCUUCCCCCAGUUUCAUGCCUUUGGACUUCGCUACUGUGAUGCCAAGCGGAUGCCUUGGGGGUGGGACUACUCAGGUUCCUCCAACCUGGGAGAGCUGAAGCUCCUGCUGGAGGAAGCGGUCAUGCUGCGGCGCCUCAAGUCCGACGUCCUUUCCCAGCUGCCUGCCAAGCAGCGCAAGAUAGUGGUGAUUGCCCCAGGACGGAUCAAUGCCAGGACCAGAGCUGCCCUGGACGCUGCAGCCAAGGAAAUGACCACCAAGGACAAAACUAAACAGCAGCAGAAAGACGCCCUCAUUCUCUUCUUCAACAGAACAGCUGAAGCUAAAAUCCCAUCUGUCAUUGAAUAUAUCUUGGACCUACUGGAAAGUGGAAGAGAGAAGUUUCUAGUGUUUGCACACCAUAAGGUGGUCCUGGACGCAAUUACACAAGAGCUUGAGAGAAAGCACGUGCAGCACAUCCGCAUCGACGGCUCCACCUCAUCAGCUGAGCGGGAGGACCUGUGCCAGCAGUUCCAACUGUCGGAGAGGCAUGCCGUGGCCGUGCUGUCCAUCACCGCUGCCAAUAUGGGCCUCACCUUCUCCUCGGCUGACCUGGUGGUGUUCGCUGAGCUGUUUUGGAACCCAGGGGUGCUGAUCCAGGCUGAGGACCGCGUGCACCGCAUUGGACAGACCAGCUCCGUGGGCAUUCACUACCUCGUGGCAAAGGGCACAGCUGAUGACUACCUUUGGCCCCUGAUUCAAGAGAAGAUUAAAGUUCUGGCAGAAGCCGGGCUUUCUGAGACCAAUUUUUCAGAAAUGACAGAAUCCACUGAUUACCUCUACAAGGACCCAAAGCAGCAGAAGAUCUAUGACCUAUUCCAGAAGUCCUUUGAGAAAGAAGGAAGUGAUAUGGAGCUCCUGGAAGCAGCAGAGUCCUUUGACCCAGGAAGUGCUUCAGGAACAUCUGGAAGUAGUUCCCAGAACAUGGGAGACACCCUGGAUGAAAGCUCAUUGACAGCCAGUCCCCAGAAGAAAAGGAGAUUUGAAUUUUUUGAUAACUGGGACAGUUUUACCUCUCCCCUGUAAAAGGGACAAAAAGAAAAAAAUAAAAAGCAUUUUAAAAUCAUGGAAUUAAAAUAAAA
Molecule: messenger RNA, 3366 nt
Organism: Symphalangus syndactylus (siamang)
Lineage: Eukaryota; Metazoa; Chordata; Mammalia; Primates; Hylobatidae
Gene: SMARCAL1
Product: SNF2 related chromatin remodeling annealing helicase 1
Biological process (GO): DNA repair; replication fork processing
Cellular component (GO): nuclear replication fork
Molecular function (GO): ATP binding
Source: RefSeq, a predicted model, not a curated record